UAUAAUCGUCAAAGUGAAAAGAUGCAUUUUCUCUCAUUUCUGCUUGCAUAUUUUGUUUUCUUUUGCCAUCAGUAUUUUGCUGUGGCUAGGAAUGAACCAGCAUGUUCAAAGUUUGACUAUGACGAAAAGCUUUUGGAGAAAAUGAUACGAAUGGAAGUUAAAAUGGAACAAAUGGUUAAUGAAAUUCUGAAAACAAAGGAUGGUGUUUUGAAAUUAACGAACGACGUUACACGGAGGGUUAAAAAUGCUGAACAAAACAGUCACGAGUUUUAUAGUAACAUCAACGAAACAAUAAACAAGUUUGCUGACAAAUUUGAACAAGAGAAGGCGAAGAUAAAUGCAUUGUCAGAGAAGGCCCACAUUCCAAAGAUUGCAUUCAAUGCUCGACUUUCGUCAACAGUCAGUUUAGGCCAAAACGUGAAGGUCGUAUUCGAUACAGUAUUAAUGAACGCAGGUGAAGGUUACGACAAAACUUCUGGAAUUUUCUCAGCAUCACAUGAUGGACUGUAUUUCUUUUCUGCACAUUUAUGUAACUAUCACAACAAAGCUGUACACUACAAGAUAGUUAAGGACGCUGUGGCGAUUGCUGUUAGUACGCAGUAUGAUCUUGACAACGUACUAACAUGUAAUUCUUUGAGCGCUAUUGCGAUGUUGAAGACAGGUGAACGAGUGUGGGUACAAACAACUUCUUCUUCGCACAUAUACACUGAUAACUACAGAUGGGAUUCUUUUCUUGGGGUACUUUUAAACAGAUAAAUGUGUUUAUGAUUAUGACAAUUACACAGACAUAUAUGCUUGUGUUUAUAAGAUUGAUCAACCCAGUUCGUAAAGUUUCAAACAACAGUUUGAUAGAUACUUUGCAUACAAUUGUCACUAACGACCACACAACAUUGUAAUGUUCUUUUUACUGUUUAAAUGAACUUAAUGUGAAAUGUACACUAUCAUUUUUCCGUUUAAAAAGGAAAUUUUAAUUUGGAGUUAAAACCAUAUUACACAGAUAUAUAACACUAUAAAAUAAAUAAUUGAUACAAGAAAUAUAUGUCUCCCCUGCUACGGUUGAAAUGAAAAGAUUUUUAUAUCGUUUUUUUUCUAAGUCUUAAAAAUAGAUAUACACUUAAUGUUGUUACUGUGCUUUCACUGAGUUGAUUAUUAAAAGCUUGUUUCCA
This is a messenger RNA of Ruditapes philippinarum (Manila clam), 1166 nucleotides long. RefSeq names its product adiponectin-like. Gene Ontology annotation, molecular function: protein binding. The transcript is spliced from 2 exons. Lineage: Eukaryota; Metazoa; Mollusca; Bivalvia; Venerida; Veneridae. The record is from RefSeq and is a predicted model, not a curated record. The coding region runs from base 22 to 756 and encodes 244 amino acids.